Messenger RNA from Saccostrea cuccullata (small rock oyster), 2842 nucleotides. RefSeq lists its product as uncharacterized. NCBI's taxonomy places the organism in Eukaryota, Metazoa, Mollusca, Bivalvia, Ostreida, Ostreidae. The coding region runs from base 96 to 1106 and encodes 336 amino acids. The transcript has 7 exons. The record is from RefSeq and is a predicted model, not a curated record.
GGAAGAACUCCUGCAAUGUGUCUGCAAAGUUUGAUUUCGCAAUACUCAACAGUCAGCCUCACUCACAGUGUUAACUGACUUUGCAGCCAUAAGUCAUGUCUGACGAGGGUAAAUGUAUAAUUGUGUUAUUUGGUGGUGGCUUCCUGGUGGUAGGUGGUCUCCUCGUCAUUCUGCUGCCUAUGAGCUUCAGUGGCCUGGAAUAUUAUGAGUAUGGUUUUGUUAAGCAAAAGAGUACAGGGACAGUAAAUCUGGAUUCUGUAUAUGCUUUGGGGAAACACUUCCUAGGACCAGACUAUGAAUUUAAGGUGUUCCAAGCUGAUGCCCAUCACUUGACCCUGAAGAGGAUCAAAGCUUUUACUUCCGACAGACUGGAGGUACAGGUAACUGUUCAUCUGCAGUAUUUCUUGAGGAAAGAGGACCUGCCUGCUCUCCACAGACGGUUUGAUGUGUUUUAUGAAGACAUCAUGAAGAGUAGUGCUAUAGAUGCCGUAAAAGGUGCUGUUACUAUAUAUACCAAGUGGGAGCUGAUCUCAGAGCGAGUUAAAGUGGAGGAGGAUUUGUACAAAGCGGUCAGGGAACGUCUGGGGGGUACCUGCUGCCAGGAUGACUGCAAAGCCUGGAGAUUUGCUUGUCCCCCUGGCUGUAAGAGGAAGGAUCUGUGUACAGAGGACCACAAAGGGGUGUUUGCUGAUGUCAGGUUCUUCCAGAUGGGUGAAGUGUACAUACCCCGAGAUGUGGAGGUAACCUUCCUCAGGCAACUUACUCUGAAGGAAGACUCUGAGCGAGAGAAACUCCUACAGAAAGCUCAAUUAGAAAGAAAGAUCACAUCCAAAAAGGUCCAGAAGUAUAAGAAUGAAGCUCAGGAGGCAAGAGAGGUAGGCCAGGCCGAGUCUAACCUGAUCAAAAUCACGUCCAGUGCUAACUACACGGUCACUAUAGAGGGCGCCCGCAGUCGAGGCCUGACUACCCUGUACCGAGACCUGGGAAUCACCAACCAGAUCCAUAAAAACAGCUUUGACUAUUUGCGUACCCUUAGAGGACUCGACAAUGUCUGGUUAACUGUGGAUUUCAACCAAAGGAUUGUGGGUAGUUUUGGCAAUAAUUAAAGGUUUUUUUUUACCCAUUUUUAAAUAUUCUUAAUGAUUGAAGUUUGUUGAUUAGAGUGCUUCUGGUGAUGCCUUUUAUGUAGACAUUUUUAAAUGAAACCUGAGUUGUAAAAACAUAAAUUGUUUAGCCCUGUAUUUUUGAGAUGUAUUUUACACUAGGUACUGACUGUAAACAUUAUACAACAGAAGCAGUGCAAUAAUUUGUCUACAUUUUUUCAGGCAAUUCAUUCAGAAUUGCUCUGAAUAAGAUAUUUUUAUGAGCUGAAAAAAAACAACAACAAAAAAAAAUCCCCAAAAUAAUGUAUUAUAAGACUUGAACAAAAACUAAACCUUAAUUUCAUUUAUUUGACAUGGACUUGCACCAUCCAGUUGAUUUAUUAAUAAAGAUUUUUUUUUGUAUACGUUUGUAAAUAAGAUUGUAUCUUUUGACACAUGUAUUUGAUUAUAUCUUAAUACAUACCAUUUUGUUUUAUUCCAAAGAAUUUGUUUCACAUUUUUUAGAUUUAAAUUUAUUUAUCUUAGAUGUUUUGUAGAGUCUCAAUGAAAUGUAAAGUGUGAUUCAUUGAACAUAUUCAAUUUUUGUUGUCUUUAUUUCAAAUACUUUGUAUUAGUUGGCCUAGCCUUGAUUGAUGUAAUUUGGCCUUGCCUCAAGUUGAUUGAAGUUUUUUUUUUUUUAAGUUGACCCCAACAUUAUUUAGUAUUACGAGUCAUUGUACUUUAAUAUACAACUUAUUGAUUAUACUUUACAUUUGCUUUUAUAUCUUUCAUGUUUUUGAUACUCUCUACCUCUUAUACAUGCAUUGGUGUUCGCUUUUCAUCUGUUUAAUAUUUAUUGAUGAAUUAGGUUUAGCUUUACCUAUUAUGACACUUGUAUAGGUACUUUCCAAUGUCUGUAUUGCAGUUGCAGUGAAAUGCAGAUACAAGUUGUUUACUUGAUCAAUUUGGAAUUUCCCAAAUGAUUAAUUAAUUCUUCUACAAUUUCUUUCUAAACAGAUUUCAUGACUUUAAUUUCAAGUCCAAGUUUUACUUUCUAAAAGUACAAAUUAACACAGCUACAGUCUCAACACAGAUUUUUUUUUUUUUUGUCUUAAACCCUUUUUCUUUUAAUAAGUCAUUAUUUGUGAAAUGUUUUCAACUUCUAAUUUUCUCAUGUUGAAAUUUAAUGAUACAUUGCUUUAGUUAUUCAAAAGCAAUACUCAGAGAGUGUUUAUUUGUUUGUUUGUUUGAUACUUGUUUUUUCCUGUUGUAGAUUGCCUUUUAUUUAUUUUAAAUAAUUUUUCCAAAAAAAUAAAGGGAUGAAUGGAAUACAUGAGAGCUGGGUUAUGUCCUCACCAUUAAAUGUAAAGCAGAUCUUGUACAUGAUACAUGUUUGUUUUGAAGUUAAUCAUAAAUGCUUAAAAAACAGAAUUAAGAGUUGAAUUCAAGAAAACAGAGCAGCAUCUGCAACGUGUACAGUCAUUGUGCUACAAUCUUAAUUAUUCUUAUUAGAACAACUACCUUAACAAAGCAUAAGUUGCCUUGAUCUUUGUACAUUUUUCCAGUAUUUGUUUGUGUGUUUCAUAUUAAUUUUGUAAAGGUCAUACGAAAGGAAUGGCAUACACAUGUUUAAAUUGUUAAAGUCCCAAUCAACAAGAACUUUUGUUUUUCAGAGAAUUUUACAUGUAUUUUCUUGUUACACUCUUUUGAUUGUGUCAAGUAUUACCAUUGGGUAUGAAAGGUUGUUUAUUUGGUUGUAG